AUGUCUUCAACCAAGAGGGAAAAGGAUUCAGCGAUUUCUUCUCAAUCGUACAAGCACCGUAAAGGCAAAACACGUGAAGUCAGUUCACGAUUUCUCUCUCCCACCUCAACCACAUCGUUUGAAGCUGAAUUUUCGUCUCCCGGAGGGGCUAUCUCGCCGAUUCGACGCAAACAGGGGUCUGACAUUACUGAGAUCCGAAAGCAUCGGAGUAUGGAGGACCCGGCUCUUUUUCGAGGACAGCUUUGGCCUUCUUCGUCCUCUACGGUGAAGAAAAACUACCUUGGCGCUACUCUCGCGGAUCAUCUUGGUAAUGAUAGGCUCAGAGACUUCCUUGAUCGCAAAAGUUAUGAGAAAUCUGAAAAAACUGGCUCUGUUUUUACUCUCACUAAGCAGAGGAGUUGCAGUGUGUUCAAGAGGUUUGAGAAUGAUCAAAUUGAUCGUAGUAGUAAUAGUAAUAAUAAUAGCUCCAAGGAAAAUCAUCAACCCGCUGCUAUCGGUGGAUCUACGAGGUACACUGGAAAAAUUGGUUUUCCGGGAAAUUCGUCCUCGUCCGUAAAUUCCAGUUCUAAGGAUUUUAGUGUUGUUCCAGGAAGAUUAUCAGUAGAUGAAAAUGUUCUGUAUGGAAAAUCGGAAUCAUUUACUACGACUCUUGAUUCUGAAUCAGACUACAGCGAUGUCCCUUCAGGUACUUCUGAUUUAAGUUCCAAGAAAUUAGGGAUAGAAGUUCCAUCGAAGUAUAUGAAUCAUGUGUCAAGACGAAGCCGAAGAGGUACUUCGGAUUCGAACAUUCAGCAUCCAUUGUCAUCAGAGGACUCGUCAUUCUUAAAGAAAUUCACCAUAAAAAAUGCGAUCAAGAGGGCAAAUUCUCUCUCCGGAUAUAAAAGCUCAAAAUCGCAAUGGGCUCUAUCACCAGGGAGGUCAGGAUCGCCACCGAUGUCUGUGGAAAGCAAGGAGAAACUCAUUUCAUUUUCAAGCUUGAAGCCUCCCACAAGUCCUUCGCAUGCAGUUAAAGGCGUGGAUAAAUUUCUUAACAUGGGUUUCGAUUUCUUCAGGAGCAAGAAAUCGUCUCCAAAUUCAACUUUAACGGGAUUGAGUACUUCGGAUACUGUUUAUCAGCUUCGAUUGCUGGAUAAUCGAUUGAUGCAGUGGCGAUAUGCAAAUGCUAAAGCUAAAGCUGUGAAUAAAAGCCUUUCUUUUCAAGCAGAAAGCAAUUUACUAAAUGCUUGGAAUGGUAUCACGAAGUUACAACGUUCAGUGAUGCAAAAAAAGAUGCAAUAUGAGAAGGAAAAGCUUGAGAUGAAGCUUGACUUUAUAAUACAAUCCCAAAUUAAGCUAUUAGAAGCAUGGGGAGAUUUGGAAAGACAGCACAUCUCAGCCAUUACCGUGACCAAAGAUUGCCUUCAUUCUAUUGUCUGCAAAUUACCGCUAAUAGAAGGCGCAGAGGUUGACAUACCGUCAGUAUCUGUUGCUCUCAAACAUGCAUAUGAACUUACAGUUUCCAUGAAGUCAAUGCUAACUAGUUUUCCACGUGUGGCUGACGAGGUUGCAACAUUAAUAUCAAAACUCGCAGAAGUUGUUUCCCAAGAGAAGCUACUCUUAGAUGAGUUCCAUGAUCUUUUCCAGACCAUGUCUUUUCUUGAGGUGGAAGAGAGAAGUAUGAAGUGUGGGCUCAUUCAACUUCAAUGCUGGCAACAGCAAUAUUUGCAGCAGCAAUUACAACCAGAGAACUCUUCAUAGAUUACAUGUAAAUGAAUAAAAUGUUGACUAGUUUAGGUUGAUGCAUAACACGGAUACUUAUAGGAAAACAAUUUUGGAAGUAGUAGAGUUUUGUAUGAUAUUGAUGGUCGUUGAAAAAACCAUUAAUUCAAAUUGCUAGCAAGCAAAUGAU
Molecule: messenger RNA, 1888 nt
Organism: Prosopis cineraria
Lineage: Eukaryota; Viridiplantae; Streptophyta; Magnoliopsida; Fabales; Fabaceae
Product: QWRF motif-containing protein 3
Exons: 6
Coding region: 1-1737 (578 amino acids)
Biological process (GO): spindle assembly; centrosome cycle
Cellular component (GO): nuclear microtubule; cytoplasm; centrosome
Molecular function (GO): microtubule binding
Source: RefSeq, a predicted model, not a curated record